Anthonomus grandis grandis is the source of this 1512-nucleotide messenger RNA. RefSeq lists its product as uncharacterized. The transcript is spliced from 3 exons. NCBI's taxonomy places the organism in Eukaryota, Metazoa, Arthropoda, Insecta, Coleoptera, Curculionidae. The coding region runs from base 217 to 1512 and encodes 431 amino acids. The record is from RefSeq and is a predicted model, not a curated record. Gene Ontology annotation, molecular function: nucleic acid binding.
ACGUGCGCUCUUAUUGGGACACCCUAUACUACUACUAGUCGACCAAAGUGUCUUGGCCUCUGAGAUUUGGAUGCGCGGUGACAAAACCGACGGGAGCUCAUUUAAAGUGGUGCUCUCAUAGUGUUCACAUUGUUUACUCCGCAAUACCUAUACUCACUCGGCAGUAAAUCUUUAUUAAUAUUUUGUGAGGUGAUAUUAAAACUUUUAUAGUUCAAAAUGCCCUUUCAAACUAGUUUAAAAAAUAAAGUUCUUACCGGUCAAAGUCGGGAAAUAAUUAGCAAUUUGUUAAAUUUUAUGCAAGCAGAAGCUGUAGCUGGAGAAGUUUCAAUUCCUCUCGAAAAGGUUCAAGAACGCGUUGCAGCAGCAACAGGGGUAUCAAUUAGAAGUAUUCGACGAAUUAAAAAAGAGGCAACAUUGGUUACAUCAGGCCAAUCAACAUCGUUUUCAACACCUAAAAGAACUAAUAAAAAUACCAAAAUUAAAAUUCGCUUGGACGACGCAGAUUUGGGAAUUUUACGAAGAACAAUCAUUAACCACCAUUUCACAGAGAAGACAGUUCCUAGAUUAAAAACAGUGCAUGCAAAAUAUAUCGCAGAUACUGGGUAUCAAGGAUGUAAAAAAACUCUGCAUAAGGAAAUGCAUAAAAUCGGUUUUCGAUGGAAAAAAUGUAGGAGCAAUCAAAGAGUGCUAAUGGAGCAGCAACCCAUCAGGCUGCUAAGAAUAGAGUUUCUUAAAAAAAUGCGUCAAUACAGAGAAGAAGGUAGAAAUAUAGUAUAUAUGGACGAGACAUACAUUCACUCAACGCAUACUCACUUAAAAGGUUGGAGUGAUAACUCUUUGGAAGGCAUUAAAAAACCAACAGGCCAGGGACCACGUCUCAUUAUAGUUCAUGCAGGUGGCGAAGAUAGUUUUGUCCCCAAUGCGUAUAUUAGAUGGAAAUCCAACAGCACAAGUGGCGAUUAUCAUCACGAUAUGAAUUAUGAUAACUACAAAAAACGGGUUUCAGACAAUCUCAUUCCAAACCUAAAGCAAAGGUCUGUUGUGGUAAUUGACAAUGCUCCAUACGACAAUAAGAAAAUAGAUAAAGUACCAACAACAAUAACAAAAAAAGCAGAAAUGCAACAAUGGUUACGUUUAAGGGGUAUAUCAUAUGACGAUAACAUGUUAAAGCCGCAACUAUAUUAUUUAAUAAAACUGCAUAAACCCAAAUAUAAACGAUAUGAAAUAGACGAGCUUUUCAAUGCAAAAGGUCAUGAUGUGCUAAGAUUACCUCCAUACCAUCCAGACCUUAAUCCCAUUGAAUUGGAACCUACAAUUGAUAUAGCCAUAGAAAAGGGUAUAAUUAACCUUAACGACAGCGAUAUUGAAACAGACAGUGAUUACUCUAAUGAGUCGGAUAAACCAGAAAGUGACUUAUCUGGAAUAGACGAACUUACUGAUAAUGUUGAAGAACAAGCUGUGGAAAAUAAGAAUCUAACAGUUGACGAUGAUAAAACGUACCUUAAUUUGUAA